AUGGAGACGGAAAUACAAACCCUGAUUGCAUCACAAGCGAUUGCACCACAAGUGAACGAGGAAACACAAGCGAUUGCACAAUCACAACAAGUGAACGAGGAAAUACCAGCGAUUGCACAACAACAACCCAGAGUGACUAAGAAUCCUCGAAAAGUUGCAGCUGGUCUACCAAUUAAGGCUGCAGUAGAAAAUACACCUGUUUCCGCACUAAGAAGUACUCCAAUUCCUGUACCUGCAGCAGGAAUUACUGCAAGUCAUGUGCCUACUUCAAGAAAUACUUCAGUAACUGCGACUGGAAGUACGCAAGUUCCCGUUCCUGUAGCAGGAAAUACUCCAGUUCCUGUCAUAACAUCAAGAAAUACCCCUGAUCCUGGAACAGGAAGGACCCCAGUUCCUGUACCUGCCGCAGCAAGUUCGACAGUUCAUGUUCCUACUUCAAGAAAUACUUCAGUAACUGCCACUGGUAGUACACAAGUUCCCGUUCCUGUAGCAGGAAAUACUUCAGUUCCUGUCAUAACAUCAAGAAAUACCCCUGAUCCUCGAACAGGAAGGAACCCAGUUCCUGUAUCUGCCGCAGCAAGUUCGACAGUUCAUGUUCCUACUUCAAGAAAUACGUCAGUAACUGCCACUGGAAGUACGCAAGUUCCCGUUCCUGUAGCAGGAAAUACUCCAGUUCCUGUCAUAACAUCAAGAAAUACCCCUGAUCCUGGAACAGGAAGGACUCCAGGUCCUGUAUCUGCCGCAGCAAGUUCGACAGUUCAUGUUCCCACAUCACAACAUAUUUCAAUUACUGCAACUGGAAGCACGCAAGUUCCCAUUCCUGUAGCAGGAAGUACUCAAGUUCCAGUUAGUACAUCAAGAAACACUGCAAGAAGUACUACAGUUCAUGUUCCAAGACAUACUUCAGUUAUUGAAACAGGAAGUACUCCAGCUUCCACUCCUGAAGCAGGAAGUACUACAGUUCAUGGUCCAAGACACACUUCAGUUACUGAAACAGGAAGUACUCCAGCUACCACUCCUGAAGCAGGAAGUACUACAGUUCAUGUUCCAAUACACACUUCAGUUACUGAAACAGGAAGAACUCCAGUUACCACUCCUAAAGCAGGAAGUACUACAGUUCAUGUUCCAAGACAUACUUCAGUUUCUGAAACAGGAAGUACUCUAACUCCCACUCCUGAAGCAGGAAGUACUACAGUUCAUGGUCCAAGACAUACUUCAGUUACUGAAACAGGAAGUACUCCAGCUCCCACUCCUGAAGCAGGAAGUAAUACAGUUCAUGUUCCAAGACAUACUUCAGUUACUGAAAUAGGAAGUACUCCAGCUACCACUCCUGAAGCAGGAAGUACUACAGUUAAUGGUCCAAGACAUACUUCAGUUACUGAAACAGGAAGUACUCCAACUCCCACUCCUGAAGCAGGAAGUACUACAGUUCAUGGUCCAAGACAUACUUCAGUUACUGAAAUAGGAAGUACUCCAGCUCCCACUCCUGAAGCAGGAAGUAAUACAGUUCAUGUUCCAAGACAUACUUCAGUUACUGAAAUAGGAAGUACUCCAGCUACCACUCCUGAAGCAGGAAGUACUACAGUUCAUGGUCCAAGACAUACUUCAGUUACUGAAACAGGAAGUACUCCAACUCCCACUCCUGAAGCAGGAAGUACUACAGUUCAUGUUCCAAGACAUACUUCAGUUAUUGAAACAGGAAGUACUCAAGCUACCACUCCUGAAACAGGAAGUACUAGUGUUCAUGUUCCAAGACAUACUUCAGUUACUGCAACGGGAAGUACUCCAGUUACCACUCCUGAAGCAGGAAGUACUACAGUUUAUGUUCCAAGACAUACUUCAGUUACUGAAACGGGAAGUACUCCAGUUACCACUCCUGAAGCAGGAAGUACUACAGUUUAUGUUCCAAGACAUACUUCAGUUACUGAAACGGGAAGUACUCCAGUUACCACUCCUGAAGCAGGAAGUACUACAGUUCAUGUUCCAAGUAAUCCUGUAUCUACAAUUAUUGGGAUAAUACCUGUAACUGGGAAUGUGCGUACAUCUUCAAGCAGUACAGCAUCGGCAGCUACACUUGCAACUUCGCUCACUCAAAGAACGGACGGCACUGCAAGAUUUACAUCAUUAGAUGCAACCAACACGAGCGACUCACUGAAACCUGUUUCAUCGUCUCCUGUCCUACCUUCCGAUCUGUGCCUUGGAUGUAUUGUAACAUCAGGAUUUGGUUUCAAUCCAUAUCCCGGUGAUUGCUCUAAGUAUGUGCAAUGUGCGCCAAAGGCAGCUGGUUGGACAGUUUUUCUGCGAGAAUGUUCUCUUGGACAAUUUUGGAGCCAAGAUGCUCUGACCUGCGCACCAGCGGAAACUGUAAUGUGCAGUUCAGAUCCCUGUAUGGACACAGCAGGAAAUGCACACGUCUCAGUUGGUGGCAACUGUCGCACGUACUAUGAAUGCGUCGGUGGAAGAGUCAGAAGUGUCCGUUGUUGUCAAGAGUUACAGAUACUUGCUAAUGGUGGUUGUAAAGCCAGUUUAUCCAACCAAUGUAAAGACGUGUGCUUAUACAACGCAACACAAAGCAUAUCUGCAACUCUCACGAACACAAGCAGUCACUGCCAGGAAUCAGGAUACCGUCCCUUUUCUGAUGACGAGGCGAUGUAUCAACAGCGAGUGGCCAAUAGCUGGAUAACAAGACCCUGUCCGCCCAACACUAUUUUCUCUGCAACUGAUUGUACCUGCGUCAGAGAUAAUCGUGCCACAGCACAUUCAGCUGGAUCCCCCUGUUCGACUUUUGCAUACAUCCCCUUCAGAACUGACACUCUGGACAAGUCUGGCAAUGAACGAGAUACAACGGCGAUCGGUGUCGAUAUCUUAUAUCCUGGCAGGGAAGGGUAUGCUUACUUUUCCCCUCCUUCGCGCAUGGUCAUCUGGUCAACCUCUAACAUGGAAUUUGGACUUUAUAUCAAAAUCACCUUUAGUUUUCGACUUGAUUCAUCCAACGGGACUGAAGGUCAUUUCACAGUAAUAGGAAACUGUUUCCCUGGUGACUUGCGAGGACCAAGCAUAUAUAUCGGUACUCAGACAGGGUACAACCAAUCCGUACUUGCCAGUUUGGAUACGAGUGAUGACGUCAACGUAAAGGAUCUCUGGGUUAAGUAUGACGGAGGAUGGCAAAACGUGACGGUCAUAUAUGAUGGCAAUACGCUCAGUCUCACUGUUGGUAACAGGACGAACAGCAUUUCAAGGCAUGGAUACAUAACGAGACGGCAGACUGCACUUACUAUUGCUCGACCUUCACGACCACAGGAUCGGUACUUGAAGGCAUAUCUAAAAGAGUUGUGGAUAUCUACCUGCUGAACUGACUGAAUACAGACAGAGACGUGUCGUCUUGACACGAUGAGCCUCAGUGCAGUAUCAGUGAUUUUGAUUUUGGAUUGGGGUUAUUUCUACGAAUGUUGUAUAAAUAUGUUUUACACUUUCAUUUGUA
This is a messenger RNA of Haliotis rufescens (red abalone), 3481 nucleotides long. RefSeq names its product mucin-5AC-like. The transcript has 9 exons. Gene Ontology annotation, molecular function: chitin binding. Gene Ontology annotation, cellular component: extracellular region. The coding region runs from base 1 to 3351 and encodes 1116 amino acids. NCBI's taxonomy places the organism in Eukaryota, Metazoa, Mollusca, Gastropoda, Lepetellida, Haliotidae. The record is from RefSeq and is a predicted model, not a curated record.